AUGGCGGAAGUGCAGAUUCCUCGAGUGAAACUUGGAACUCAAGGCCUCGAGGUUUCAAAGUUGGGGUUUGGGUGCAUGAGCCUUAGUGGAGUCUAUAACGACCCUCUUCCGGAAGAGGAAGGCAUAUCAGUUAUUAAGCAUGCAUUCAACCAAGGAAUCACUUUCUUUGACACUGCUGAUGUUUAUGGGGCCAAUGCUAACGAACUUUUGCUCGGAAAAGCUUUAAAGCAGUUACCUAGAGAAAAGGUGCAGGUAGCAACGAAAUUUGGGCUUUCAGGAUUAAGUUUUCCUAAAAUACAAGUCAAUGGCACACCAGAAUACGUGCGAUCAUGUUGUGAAGCUAGCUUGAAACGCCUUCACGUUGAAUACAUUGAUCUUUAUUAUCAGCACAGGGUGGACCAAACAGUACCCAUUGAGGAAACAGUAGGUGAACUGAAAAAACUGGUGGAAGAGGGAAAAGUGAGGUAUAUAGGGUUAUCUGAAGCCAGUCCAGAUACAAUAAGAAGAGCACAUGCAGUUCAUCCCAUCACUGCUCUACAAUUAGAGUGGUCCCUUUGGACUCGUGACAUUGAGGACGAGAUAGUUCCUCUCUGCAGGGAGCUUGGCAUUGGAAUUGUACCAUAUAGCCCUCUUGGUAGAGGAUUUUUUGGUGGCAAAGGAGUUCUGGAAAAAGUGCCUGCAAAUAGUAUCCUGACUGCACAUCAUCCCCGCUUCCAAGCAGAAAACAUAGAGAAGAACAAGAAUAUAUAUUACCAAUUAGAAAGUCUUGCUAAGAAACACCAGUGCGCUCCUCCCCAGUUAGCAUUAGCAUGGGUUCUCCACCAAGGAAACGAUGUUGUUCCUAUUCCUGGAACAACCAAGAUUAAGAACCUGGAUCAAAACAUCGGUGCACUAUCAAUGAAAUUUACAGAAAAUGACUCGAGAGAAAUUUCUGAGGCAGUUCCCAUAAAUGAUGUUGCAGGGACUCGACACUUCAGUGGAAAUGAUAAAAUUUCUUGGAAAUGUGCCUACACUCCUCCAAAAAAUUCAAGGGUCUAACUUGAAAUCCU
This is a messenger RNA of Cajanus cajan (pigeon pea), 1049 nucleotides long. The record is from RefSeq and is a predicted model, not a curated record. NCBI's taxonomy places the organism in Eukaryota, Viridiplantae, Streptophyta, Magnoliopsida, Fabales, Fabaceae.